UUUUUUAACGUGUGAUUGACGGAAGACACUUUUUUUCAUCCCUUUAAUAAUCAAGUUAAAGAAAAAAGUUAAACAUGGAAAUGUAUCCGUUAUAAUUACAAACAAACAUACACAUUUUAAAUUAAAAUAUGACUCAUAAACAUUUCUAAUUACUGGUUGUUUUUCCAGUUCCCGAAACUUAUUACUUAAUGGAGCACUUAUGACAGUUAUUACUACAUACGUGUAAUAAUAAUAAACAUUACAGGUACUGGUAGAGAACUUUGGUCAAAAUGUCUAGUGGAAUUAACGAUGUUGAAGGUAAUUUGGAAAAACAACUGGAUGAGGUGAAAGCUUUACAGGCAAUCUAUGCUGAGGAUUUCCAGUUAUUGGAAAAGAAAAAGUCUCGGUUUCCACAUUUUAAACUGUCAUUGAGGCCUGAAAGAGAUAAUGAUGAUUGGUGUGAACAUGUCCGUGUUCAUAUGAUAAUCAAGUAUAAUGAAGGGUAUCCAUACAGAAUACCAAAGAUUGAACUUGAAAAUGUCAAAGGAAUCUCUUUAGAAAAAAUAGAAACUCUGAAAAAUGAUCUUGUACAAUUAGCUAAAACCAAAGUCGGUGAAGUGAUGGUGUUGAAUUUGGCACUUCAUCUUCAAGAUAGUUUAAGACAAUUCAACACAAAAAAGCCAAAAUCUUUUCAUGAAGAAAUGUUGUGGAACCAACAGAUACAACAAGAAUUCAAAGACUCUGAAGAACAAAAGAAAUUGGCCAAUAAUCGGUUACAAGAAAAAAAAUUUAAUAAAAUUCUAGAAGAUAAAGUAAGGAAAAGAAAAAAUUAUAUUAGAAAGCAAAUAAAUGAGGUUCCUGAACCACUAACUAGAACAGAAAGUCUGGAGAUUGACUCGUCAAUACAGAGUGGAGAGAUUAAAAUAAAAGAAGAUAUAAAAAAUAAAUAUCAUUUCCUUGAAGACUCAGAUAGCCAAGAUGAAGAGAAGAUAGAAUUAAGAAAACAGUAUCGAUGGGCUUUAAACACACAGAGAUUUCAAAAUGAAUUUGAAGUAAUUGAAUUCUUAGGACAAGGUGGUUUUGGAAAUGUUAUAAAAGUGAAGAACAAAAUGGAUACAAGACAUUAUGCUAUAAAGAUUAUACACUCAAAUGUCAAGCAUUUUAAAAACAUCACAACAGAAGUAAAGCUAUUGUCUCGACUGAAUCAUGAAAAUAUUGUUAGAUACUACAAUUCAUGGAUGGAAGUUUACCAAACUUCUUCUGAAGGUAGUAUAGCAUCUUCAGAAUCAGAAGAAACUUAUGAUGAUGAAGAAAAAUCUUAUGACUUAUCAGAUGUUUAUUUUGAGAAAUCUGAUGGUCAAGAAGAAAAUGAAGAUGAUAAUGAUGAAGAAUUAAUAUUCGAGGAUGAAGCAAGAUUCUUAUAUAUUCAGAUGGAAUAUUGUGAAAAGAAAACAUUGCGGUUAUAUAUUGAUAAGAAUCCAAAUAAAAACAUUGAUGAAAUCUGGAGACUUUUUAGAGAAAUUGUCGAUGCUUUAGUUUAUAUCCAUGGACAAGGCAUUAUUCACCGUGACCUAAAACCUGGCAACAUUUUCUUAGAUUCCCAAGAUCAGAUAAAGAUUGGAGACUUUGGACUAGCAACAACUCGUAGAGCUAAGGAUUUACAAGACAAAUCUGGAAUAUGUAUACCUGAUUCUAUCCAAAGUUUAGGUUUCACAGGGAGUUUAACUCUUAAUAUAGGAACUUCUUACUACAUAAGUCCAGAAUUGAAAACAGAGAGAGGAAAAUAUGACCAGAAAGUUGAUAUUUAUAGUCUUGGUAUUAUAUUCUUUGAAAUGAAUUAUCCACCUUUCCAAACACUAUCUGAGCGACAUGAAAUUCUAACCAAUUUAAAUAAUGCUAAUGUUAUAUUUCCUGAUGAUUUUGAUGAAAAUUUAGUAACCCAGAAAACCAUUAUUAAGAAAUUAUUGAAUCAUGAUCCUGAAGUCCGUCUUACAAGCAAAGAACUCAUACAUGAGUUUCUGCAACACCUUACCAUUGAAGACACAAAAUUCAAUACCGUUGUUGAGUCUGCAACUGCAAAUCCACUUAGCAAAACAUUCAAAUAUAUAGUAAAGUCAUUGUUUGAUCAAAAGUAUGAUGAAGUAUGUGAUGUUAUGUAUGAAGAUGAAGGAAAUAAAUUAAAUAAAGCAGAACAAUGGCUUUGCAUCUCAGUUAUCUUUAUUCGAGACACUGAUCAACUUAUCCUUAUGUCAUACAACUUACCCAAGAGGUUGGAUCAACUUACCCCACAUUCCGAGCAAGUUGAUCCAAGAGAACCAGUUGACAUUCAUUUUUUUCAAAGGUCACAGUGA
This is a messenger RNA of Octopus bimaculoides (California two-spot octopus), 2330 nucleotides long. RefSeq names its product eIF-2-alpha kinase GCN2. Gene Ontology annotation, biological process: negative regulation of cytoplasmic translational initiation in response to stress; regulation of translational initiation by eIF2 alpha phosphorylation. NCBI's taxonomy places the organism in Eukaryota, Metazoa, Mollusca, Cephalopoda, Octopoda, Octopodidae. The record is from RefSeq and is a predicted model, not a curated record. Gene Ontology annotation, cellular component: cytosol; cytoplasm; nucleus. Gene Ontology annotation, molecular function: protein binding; ATP binding; eukaryotic translation initiation factor 2alpha kinase activity.